This is a messenger RNA of Ostrinia nubilalis (European corn borer), 7136 nucleotides long. RefSeq lists its product as uncharacterized. Gene Ontology annotation, biological process: intracellular sterol transport. NCBI's taxonomy places the organism in Eukaryota, Metazoa, Arthropoda, Insecta, Lepidoptera, Crambidae. The record is from RefSeq and is a predicted model, not a curated record. Bases 1 to 4029 code for a protein of 1342 amino acids. Gene Ontology annotation, molecular function: sterol transfer activity; sterol binding. The transcript is spliced from 21 exons. Gene Ontology annotation, cellular component: endoplasmic reticulum membrane; endoplasmic reticulum-plasma membrane contact site; plasma membrane.
AUGAGAGGCUCAUUCAAGUCCGACGACUUCAAGCGGCUGUUCAAGGACUUGCCUGACGAUGAGAGGCUCAUUGUAGACAAGAAGAGCUGGUACAACGCGCUGUAUCCCACCUACAAGAGCAAGUCCGACGACUUCAAGCGGCUGUUCAAGGACUUGCCUGACGAUGAGAGGCUCAUUGUAGACAAGAAGAGCUGGUACAACGCGCUGUAUCCCACCUACAAGAGCAAGUCCGACGACUUCAAGCGGCUGUUCAAGGACUUGCCUGACGAUGAGAGGCUCAUUGUAGACAAGAAGAGCUGGUACAACGCGCUGUAUCCCACCUACAAGAGCAAGUCCGACGACUUCAAGCGGCUGUUCAAGGACUUGCCUGACGAUGAGAGGCUCAUUGUAGACAAGAAGAGCUGGUACAACGCGCUGUAUCCCACCUACAAGAGCAAGUCCGACGACUUCAAGCGGCUGUUCAAGGACUUGCCUGACGAUGAGAGGCUCAUUGUAGACAAGAAGAGCUGGUACAACGCGCUGUAUCCCACCUACAAGAGCAAGUCCGACGACUUCAAGCGGCUGUUCAAGGACUUGCCUGACGAUGAGAGGCUCAUUGUAGGUCAGUAUACCGCCACAACUCUUCCAGCAGUAACUAGACAAGAAGAUACAGCGCGUUGUACCAGCUGGUACAACGCGCUGUAUCCCACCUACAAGAGCAAGUCCGACGACUUCAAGCGGCUGUUCAAGGACUUGCCUGACGAUGAGAGGCUCAUUGUAGACUACUCGUGCGCACUACAGAAGGACAUCCUAGUCCACGGGCGUCUAUACGCGUCGCAGAACUACCUGUGCUUCUACGCGUCCAUCUUCGGUUGGGAGACGUCGCUGUCGUUGCGCUGGAAGGACGUCACCGCCAUCACCAAGGAGAAGACCGCGCUGGUGAUCCCGAACGCGAUCCUGGUGUGUACGGAGAGCGAGAAAAGCUUCCUGACGUCAUUCUCGGGCCGCGACAAGGCCUACCUCAUGCUGUUCCGCAUCUGGCAGAACGCGCUCAUGGACCAGCCCAUGACCAGCCACGAGAUCUGGCAGUGGGUGCACAGCUGCUACGGCGAGGAGCUGGGCUUCAACUCGGACGACGAGGGCUACGGCCGCGACUUCCCCGAGGAGCCGCCGGCGCUGCCGCCCGACAACAUCUCCGAGGACCUGGUGGACUCGUCAAUGGACGCCAGCAGCGCGGCGGACGCGCGUGACUCGCCGCGACAACGCGGCGGCCGCCACCCGCACCGGGACUCCUCACCACCACUAGUGACGAACGGCGACGGGUAUAAAGAGGACGAGGGCGGCGACACACUGCCUACAGACAUGUCAGACACCAGUGACAGCGAGCCGGAGAAGCCUCACAACGGCGGCUCAGUAGAGAAGUGCUCUGCGUCGCACGAGGGCCGCGCGCUUCUGCGAGCGCAGUUCCCGUUCAACGUGGACCAGCUGUUCACCAUGAUCUUCACCAACUCCAAGUUCAACCUCGAGCUGCUGGCCGCUAGGGGCACCACCGACUACGUGCAGGCGCCGUGGCAGCCGGCGGCGGGGCUGAAGUGCCGGCAGCUGAGCUACACGCUGAGCCUCACGUCCGGCCCCAUCGGGCCCAAGGAGGUGCAGGUCACGGAAACGCAGGUCAUGAACAAGUGCUCGAAGCCGGGCGUGAUGUACUCCAUCGACUCCACCAGCGAAAACGCCGGCAUCCCCUACGCAGACUACUUUAGCGUUAAGGUUCACUACUGCAUGCAGCGGGUGGCGGAGCACGUGACCAGCCUGGCCAUCACCGGCUACAUACACUACAAGAAGACCAUGUGGCCCAUGAUCAAAGGUUUCCUGGAGAAGAACACGAUGUCAGGGCUGGAGGAUUACGCGCGUGUUCUGGAGGCUCGCUUGGCAGCAGAGGCCGACGCCGCCGCGCCCGCCGCCCGCAAGCACCGCCGGCAUCGGCGACCCGUCGGCAUCGCGUCUCCACCCGAAGCGGCGGCGGUAGCGGCGGUGCUAGGCCCAGCUUGUGCGCCCGUACCGCGUGGGACGCGGACAGCGCGCGGAGGGACGGAGCGCUGGCUGCUGGGCUCGCUGCUGCUGCUGCUGCUCAUCAACGCGCUGCUGUACUGGAAGCUGUACCACGACCAGCGUCAUCUGGACGUUGAACAGCUGCAUUCCAGGAUGAGCGGGCUGGACGGGCCGCUGGCGGCGGAGUGGGCGCGGCUGCUGCGGCAGCACUCGCACGAGCAGCGCGGCCAGCUGCGCGCCUGGCGCUCCGCCCUCGACGCCACGCGGGCGCACCUCGUGCAGGUACACACAGGGACGGUACCUCGUGCAGGUACACACAGGGACGGUACCUCGUGCAGGUACACACGGGGACGGUCGGGACGAGCGGCUGGACGGGCCGCUGGCGGCGGAGUGGGCGCGGCUGCUGCGGCAGCACUCGCACGAGCAGCGCGGCCAGCUGCGCGCCUGGCGCUCCGCCCUCGACGCCACGCGGGCGCUCCUCGUGCAGGUACACACGGGGACGGUACCUCGUGCAGGUACACACAGGGACGGUACCUCGUGCAGGUACACACAGGGACGGUACCUCGUGCAGGUACACACAGGGACGGUACCUCGUGCAGGUACACACAGGGACGGUACCUCGUGCAGGUACACACAGGGACGGUACCUCGUGCAGGUACACACAGGGACGGUACCUCGUGCAGGUACACACGGGGACGGUCGGGACGAGCGGCUGGACGGGCCGCUGGCGGCGGAGUGGGCGCGGCUGCUGCGGCAGCACUCGCACGAGCAGCGCGGCCAGCUGCGCGCCUGGCGCUCCGCCCUCGACGCCACGCGGGCGCUCCUCGUGCAGGUACACACGGGGACGGUACCUCGUGCAGGUACACACGGGGACGGUACCUCGUGCAGGUACACACAGGGACGGUACCUCGUGCAGGUACACACAGGGACGGUACCUCGUGCAGGUACACACAGGGACGGUACCUCGUGCAGGUACACACAGGGACGGUACCUCGUGCAGGUACACACAGGGACGGUACCUCGUGCAGGUACACACAGGGACGGUACCUCGUGCAGGUACACACGGGGACGGUCGGGACGAGCGGCUGGACGGGCCGCUGGCGGCGGAGUGGGCGCGGCUGCUGCGGCAGCACUCGCACGAGCAGCGCGGCCAGCUGCGCGCCUGGCGCUCCGCCCUCGACGCCACGCGGGCGCACCUCGUGCAGGUACACACAGGGACGGUACCUCGUGCAGGUACACACAGGGACGGUACCUCGUGCAGGUACACACGGGGACGGUCGGGACGAGCGGCUGGACGGGCCGCUGGCGGCGGAGUGGGCGCGGCUGCUGCGGCAGCACUCGCACGAGCAGCGCGGCCAGCUGCGCGCCUGGCGCUCCGCCCUCGACGCCACGCGGGCGCUCCUCGUGCAGGUACACACGGGGACGGUACCUCGUGCAGGUACACACAGGGACGGUACCUCGUGCAGGUACACACAGGGACGGUACCUCGUGCAGGUACACACAGGGACGGUACCUCGUGCAGGUACACACAGGGACGGUACCUCGUGCAGGUACACACAGGGACGGUACCUCGUGCAGGUACACACGGGGACGGUACCUCGUGCAGGUACACACGGGGACGGUACCUCGUGCAGGUACACACAGGGACGGUACCUCGUGCAGGUACACACAGGGACGGUACCUCGUGCAGGUACACACAGGGACGGUACCUCGUGCAGGUACACACAGGGACGGUACCUCGUGCAGGUACACACAGGGACGGUACCUCGUGCAGGUACACACAGGGACGGUACCUCGUGCAGGUACACACGGGGACGGUCGGGACGAGCGGCUGGACGGGCCGCUGGCGGCGGAGUGGGCGCGGCUGCUGCGGCAGCACUCGCACGAGCAGCGUGGCCAGCUGCGCGCCUGGCGCUCCGCCCUCGACGCCACGCGGGCGCUCCUCGUGCAGACGGAGCAGGCGCUGAUCAAGCUACUGGAGACCAUCAAACCGUCGCUUGAGGCGCCGCCCGACCCGCCCGCGCCACGCGACGACCUAUAAGUACUGUUACUGGUAGGAAUUUACUCAAGGUAAACCUCUAUUCUGUCUUUCUUUUGGUGGUCGAAAUUAGACCAUUUUAUUUUGCAAAGCCCGGUCUGUGAGCACGUAGAAUUUUGUCCAAUGACCCCAAGCUACCCAUCCUUAUCGCUCGCGCGUAAUUAUAUUGCUGUCGCGACUGUGCGACAUGCGCCCGCAGUGAGUGUACGAGCGCGACAGCAACAUAAUUACGCGCGAGCGAUAAGGAUGGGUAGCUUGGGGUCAUUGGACAAAAUUCUACGUGCUCGCAGACCAGACUAUAGACAAGUCAAUUUAGACAAGAUUGUAGCAUAAUUGUUGAAUACAACAAAACGUCAAGCUUAAUAUUUGCAACUUGAGUCUUUUCCUAAAAAAGAAGUCAAAUGAGAUUGUUUACUUUGGGUAAAUUCUAUAGAAAUGACUACACUUUGCAUGAGCGAAACCAACAUAUUGACACGACUUUAUCCAUUGUAAAGUUUUCAGCAUCAUUUAGUAAUUUUGACUAAUUAUCAGUCGUGCUACUUAAUUCUGAUCGUGUAUACGAAUUCGCUCGUGUGAAGGAGCCUUUAGUGAACGCAGCGUUGCGCACUCGGAUGUCUAGCUUCUAUCGCUUCGAAUCAUUUUGUUUUUGCACCAAAAGACCAAUGACGAAGGCUAUAAAAUGACGCGUUUCGCAAGGAAUAAAGCCAGUAGAUAUAAUAAACACAUUUUAGUAAAUAAAUCUGUUUAGGUUUGAAUUAACGAAUGCUUUUUUCCAUACAACUGAAUUCAUUAUUCGAACGGCAUAUAGCCUUUGUUAGCCCUAUCCUUUUCUUUCUACCUAUAUUUUUUUACCAAGGGCGUUACUUACGUUACGGCCAACCUUAUGGAUUUUCUUCAGUCUUAAGUAUUAUUUCAGUUUCUUUCUUUUUGGUGCAAGUACAAAAAUAAAAUUCCUGCCAUUGUAAAGUUCCUCCACGUGGGCUAACCUAAAUAGAUUUCAGAAUUUUAUUUAUUCAUAAAAAAAAACAUAAUAUGCAGUCCUUGAAAUAUUCUGUCGUUAUUUGUUAAAUUCAACAUUAUCAAUACAUUCUCCCCCACUCCGUAAAUUAAAACGCGCAAAGUGCAGCUGUCUAUGAAUAUGUAAAUAUUGAAGCGUUCUUUAGAACUGACGACAUCCGAGUGCGUCUCUAAAUAAAUUAAUUAAAUGAUAUUUAUAAAUGUACAUCUGUCAGAGGUUUUCAUAUUGCAUGACCAAAACAAAGGGGUUGCUAUUUCUUUUGUAGCAAUACUUACCAAAGAUACCGUCUACUAACAGGCUAUGAAAUGAAAGAUAUAGUGACUUCGUCAUUUGACAUGAUACGAAUUAAAUCUAUUUAAAUACAUACAUUUCUAUUUCUAAAAAUCAAAUGAUUUAUAUUUAUAUUUCAAUGACAUAAAAUUUCAAUUUUGCAAAAUCUCCCGCCCUGAAAACCUCGCGGAGUCCCACUGUGAUACAAUUAGAUACAUUAAUUUUAAAUAUUCCUCUAGUUGAAUUUCUUUUAUGACGUAAUGGCGCUUGGUGUUUAUCCCAAUUUUAUUAUUUUGUGGCUUGGGAAAAUACUUUCAGUGUACACCAAGUACGGUACCUUGACAGAAAUUAACUUGCAAGGAUCUUAUUUAAAAUAAGACUAUACAAUUCCAAAAUAAUCACAAUAAACUAUAAUUUUAUUUGCUAAUCUGUACUUACUAUGUAUUCAUGAAUGAUUUUUUUAACGUUUACCAUUGUAUAAAUGUUGUAUUUAGUUUAUUUUUAGUAUUGCUAAAUCAUUGCCUGCUAUUAGGUUUUUGGAAUUGCAAAAUUAUCUAACUGACAGCUCUACCAAAAAUAUGUAGACUUUCCGGUUCUAGCUUAAUUCUUAAUUUUGGAAAGCGACAGAAAUAAAUAAUUUAAGCGACUAAGAUAAGUGAUGUGUGUCGACCGCCAAACGUAAAUCAUGUUACAAGUUAAGCGAGUUUAUAAUAAGUACGUAUCAGAGUGGAUCUUAUUUACUGUAGACAAUUAUAAUAAUGUAGGUGUAAUUCCCCUGAAUCAUGUUCCAAAUCUAGCUGUUGUAGACAAUGCGGGCCAUUGAUAAUGUAAACGAUGGGACCGAUUCCGAGGCUUUUCACUACUGAACAAAAUAAACUAACGCUUUAAGAAAAUACUAUUAUAAACAUAGCAUUUAAUUCAAUGUAUACCUGCUAUGCUAAGGCUCAAUUUUUCAUAAGCUUGCCAUAUUGACAGAUUUCGUGUUGAAAAAUGUCUCUAUUCUUCAGAUCAUCAUCCUCUUGGCUCUCUUUCCUUUGGGGGGUUAAAAUUAUAAGUAGUUAUUAAAUAAAGCCUUGUAAAAAUCCUCGGAAUCAGACCCGAUAUCGCGCUAAUGCCAAUACACAAAUAAAUAUUUGUAUACUUGAAGAUAAUUUUAAGAGAUCUUACCCAGUUCGUAAUCAAUAACAAGUUCAAGUUAUAUCAAUAAUAAAUUGUAAUAAAACAGAUUAAUUACUUUAGUCGGCGCAUUCCCAGUACAACGCCAACCGCCGGGAGAGGCCGAAACCUUUAGGUGUAAGGACGAAAUAAAUAGAUUAAUAGAUAAUAUAUUAUAUGUAAUAGAUGAGAUAAAUUAUAAACCGUUAACGCAGGCGUCUUAAAUGUUUAUAAUAAAUUAGGUAAUAUACGUAUUCCGAAUGAGUAGUGUACUUUUCAGUUGUAUUAGGUGUUACGAUCUCUUUAAUUGUAUAAAUUAGUUAAUUUCGUGGUGCUCUAGGUUAAUGUUUUGUUUUAUGUAUUUAAUGUCAAUUGUCUUUCAUAGCCGCCGGCGCGGAGUCGCGAGCGAGCGUAGCGUGUAUUGUAACGUUUCUUUAUUCAAUGCAGUUAUGUUAAAUCGAUCCAUUCCAAAAUAGUAUGAUCUGAGAGCAGUCGGGAGAUUCCUACUAGUGUUAGAAGUGCAUUUGAGGCGCCCACCGGUGCACAAACUAUUUCAGUUAGGCAGUGUCUUUAUGUUAAGUUAGACAAUUCUAUUUCGCAGUAUUGAUUAAAUAUUUUAAUGAAUUA